Scutellospora calospora is the source of this 318-nucleotide messenger RNA. NCBI's taxonomy places the organism in Eukaryota, Fungi, Glomeromycota, Glomeromycetes, Diversisporales, Gigasporaceae. The record is from the annotation of a GenBank genome assembly.
AUGAACCACAACACUAUUACAAAAAAAGAAAAUCAAAUUAAACCUGCUAAAUAUGAAGCAUUAAGUGUAGCUAAACUUUUGUUUUUACAAGACUCUGAUAGGAAAUAUUUUACUGAUGAGAAAAAAAAGAAUGAUAUUACUCCUGUGAUUACUACGCUAGAAAGUGGAAUAAUAGUUUAUAAAGUUCACACUCAUUUUUGGUUGCUAUACAAAGAAAUAAAUAUAGAUAAAAUUGAGGAUAUUAAGGAUGCAGAAACAAAAGAAUUUAUUAUUGAACAUUUUAAUUACUUAAAAACUAUCCCUGAUCAAACUUUAUGA